AUGUCUUCCAGUUUUGAUGAUGAUACUGAAUCAAAUAACAAUAUCAGAGAGUAGUUUAUCGGUAUUGGUGAUUAAAAAAUGAAAUAAAACAAUCAAUUAUUAGAUAUGAAUGCUAGAAUUGAAAAUGUUAAUUAAAUAGGAUACUAAGUAAACGCAGAUCUAAAACAACAGGGAGAUAAACUUUAAGUUAUUAAUAGAAGAGUAAAAGAAACUAAUCAUGAAGCUGAUAAAGUUGACAAAAUAACUAAUAAAAUGAGAAGAAGAUAGUUCUAUAUGAAUUGCCUUCUUUACUUUGUCGCUUUUGCUCUCUUUAUAUCAAUUAUUGUAGUUUUAGGAGUUAAAUUAAGUAAAAAACUUAAUUGA
Molecule: messenger RNA, 363 nt
Organism: Tetrahymena thermophila SB210
Lineage: Eukaryota; Ciliophora; Oligohymenophorea; Hymenostomatida; Tetrahymenidae
Product: snare region anchored in the vesicle membrane carboxy-terminal protein
Exons: 2
Source: RefSeq, a predicted model, not a curated record